Molecule: messenger RNA, 2514 nt
Organism: Camellia sinensis
Lineage: Eukaryota; Viridiplantae; Streptophyta; Magnoliopsida; Ericales; Theaceae
Product: AP2-like ethylene-responsive transcription factor AIL6
Biological process (GO): regulation of DNA-templated transcription
Molecular function (GO): DNA-binding transcription factor activity; DNA binding
Source: RefSeq, a predicted model, not a curated record
ACCGCUCCAUCCUCCCAUUAUAAACCUCCACCUGCUCCGGAUUCCUGUUUCCUUCUCUCUCUCUCUCUCUCUCUCUCUACAACUUCGAACCAACUAGCUUCCAUAUGCAUUCACCUCACCUCUUACCCCCAAAACUCAUCUCUCUUAUUAUCAGUGCCAUAGGCUUGAAAAUGAAGUUGCAUGUACUGCUCUCACGCCUUUAAAUCGGUGAUUACAGCUUCAGACCGCUUCACGAAGCUCCUACACCUCUCUUAACCACUCUAAUAAAUAUAUAUAUAUAUAUAUAUCCCAUUUCGUAUAUAUAUACAAGUGAUAUAUAUACGUGUAUUAGAUUUCUGACUCAUUUGUUUCGAUCUAUGAUAUGAGAUGGGGAAGUUCGGUUACAACGGAUGAUGAUGAGGUGCUAAGUAGUACAUAGCUGGAUCGAUACCUGAUUAAAGGAUUUAAUUUAACCCACAUAUUUAUUUAUAUAUAUAAUGGCUCGGGAGACUAGUAACUGGCUUUCGUUUUCACUCUCGCCAAUGGAGAUGCUGAGUUCAUCAUCGCAGUCUCAGAUGCUACAAUCGACGAUGAAGCUCGUGCCCUUCGAUGCCCCUUCCACUGAAGAUUCUCACCACUACUACUUCGAUAACUUCUAUGCAAACGGGUGGGAAAAUACGAAGGCUGAAUGCCUGUAUGAUGAUGGGGAGAAUCAAGUAAAACAAGGACAAAGCAUUGCAGAUUCGUCCAUAUUCAGGAGCUUCGUGGAUUCGCAAAUCCAACAAAAUACGGUUCCGAAGCUGGAAGACUUUCUGGGUGGGGAAUCGUCGUCGUUGAUUGGAUACUCGGAUAGCCAAACGGAGACACAGGAGGACUCCUCGUCCCUGACUCACAUCUACGGUCAGAAUGGUUCAACAGCCUACUUCAACGACCAUCACCAAGAUUUGAAACCAAUCCAGGCCGCGGUGGGGGUGGGGGGGUUCCAAGCGUUUUCUGCCAAUUCGGGCUCGGAAGAAGUGGUGGAUGAUUCGGCAUUUGUGGGCAGGGCUCAGCUCACUUGUGUGAAUUUUGGGGGUCGUCAUCAUCAGUCCAUUGAGUCAGGAGGGGGGAACCAGUUGGGGUUUUCGCAGUGCCCAACUGUUGGUGCUGGUGCAUUGUCUUUGGGUGUUAACAGUCACAGCUCCUCCGAGAAGGCUAUAGUAUCGGUUGAUUCUUCAGGGACUUGUAAGAAGAUCACUGAUACAUUUGGCCAGAGAACUUCCAUUUACAGAGGAGUCACCCGGCAUAGAUGGACUGGAAGAUACGAAGCGCAUCUAUGGGAUAAUAGCUGCAGGAGGGAGGGCCAGGCCAGAAAGGGACGUCAAGUGUACCUGGGUGGAUAUGACAAAGAAGACAAGGCAGCAAGAGCUUAUGAUUUGGCAGCUCUAAAAUACUGGGGCCCCACUGCCACUACCAACUUCCCUGUUUCAAGUUAUACCACAGAGCUCGAUGAGAUGAAACACGCAACUAAGCAAGAAUUUAUUGCAUCGUUAAGGAGGAAAAGUAGUGGAUUUUCACGAGGAGCAUCUAUCUAUAGGGGUGUAACAAGGCAUCAUCAACAGGGCCGAUGGCAAGCAAGGAUAGGUCGUGUUGCAGGAAACAAAGAUCUAUACCUUGGGACAUUUGCCACUGAAGAGGAAGCAGCAGAGGCAUAUGACAUAGCAGCAAUAAAGUUCAGGGGUCUGAAUGCAGUAACCAAUUUCGAGAUGAACCGGUAUGAUGUUGAAGCCAUUAUGAAGAGUGCUCUUCCCAUUGGUGGAGCUGCCAAGCGGUUGAAGCUCUCACUUGAGGCAGAGCAGAAACCGUAUGUGAACCACGACCAACAACCCCAAUGCAGCAACAACAGCAGUACCAGCAUCAAUUUUUCUACCAUUCAGCCACUUCCUGCAAUCCCAUGUGGGGGGAUACUACCAUUUGACACCACCGCUCGUUAUCAUCACAACCUCUUCAACAUCCAUUCUGAUAAUGAUAGAGGCACUUGCACUUCUGAUAACCCCCCGGGCUCUGCCGCCGCCUCCAUGGUAACUCCAAUGACUUUCUUGCCACCACCACCAGCUGAGUUUUUUAUUUGGCCUCACCAAUCCUAUUAACAUAUUGACCAAAUAGUAGUGACUUCCUAAACACUUACCAUUCAGCUAAUGUUAACUACUUUUUCCUUGUCUCUGGCAAUUCUCUCAAAGCUGACCUAUUAUCUAUCUGACCCGGUAAACUUUAGCAUAGCAUUUAACUUUAGCAGGGAUGAGACACUUGGUUGACAGUUUGAAGGAUGAAGUUUUAUUUCCUAGAGAGAGAGCAGAAACAAAAACAAAAAAAAACUGCAAUUUUUGUAAGUAGCUUUUCUUCUCAAUAGGUUGAUGACAUGACAUGACUUGUAUGUUGAAUGGGGCCUGGGCACACUCCCAUCUUGUGGAGAAGGGUUGAAUCUUCUCCAGUUUUGCUUUGGUUGGAGUUGCUCCUCCUAUAUUGCUAAUGGUUAAUUGUAUUUUGAACAUCAAA